AUGACUCGCCUUCAUGUAUUGCCCUUGUUGGCGGCCAUGGGCUCGAUUGUCCUGGCCGGCCAAGACGCCUUCCAAUCGAAAUGUGUCGAGUUUGGUGCUCAAAUCGACAUUCCCAAUGUGAAAGUCAACUUUGCCGAAUUCGUCCAGGGAGGUACCAACUUAUCCUUGGCAGACAAUCCGCCUAGCUGCGGUAGAUCAAAUCAGGCCGUCUCGGUAGACUUGUGCCGAGUCGCCAUGGCCGUGUCGACCUCAAAUAGUAGCGAGAUCACGCUAGAGGCUUGGUUCCCGCGUGAAUAUAAGGGCCGUUUCUUGAGCACCGGAAAUGGCGGUAUAUCUGGAUGCAUUCAAUACUAUGACCUCGCAUACACCGCGCAACUAGGGUUUGCCACUGUCGGAGCGAACAAUGGACACAAUGGUACCUCGGGAAAGCCUUUCUACCGUCAACCUGAGGUAAUCGAAGAUUAUGCAUACCGCUCUGUUCACACAGGAGUUGUCAUAGGCAAAGAGCUCACCAAGCAAUUCUACGAGGAGGGCUUCAGCAAGAGCUACUACCUCGGAUGCUCGACUGGUGGCCGCCAAGGUUGGAAGUCUGUUCAGAGAUACCCCAACGACUUUGACGGGGUGGUCGCUGGUGCCCCUGCUAUCAGCUUGAUCAAUCUUAUUUCAUGGAGCGCGCAUUUCUAUUCGAUCACAGGCUCCCCAUCUUCCGAUACAUUCUUGUCCCCAGCUGAAUGGAAGGUCGUCCACGAAGAGAUCAUCCGCCAAUGUGAUACUAUUGAUGGCGCUGAAGAUGGAAUUAUUGAAGAUACCGACCUCUGCCACCCAGUCUUGGAAACGCUGACCUGCGACCCCAGUGCCCCAAGCAAAACAAGCUGUCUCACAAGCUCUCAAGUCAACACCGCCCAGCAAGUGCUAUCGCCAUUCUAUGGAAUUAAUGGCACCCUGCUAUACCCACGCAUGCAGCCUGGCUCGGAGGUCCUCGCUGCACCUAUAAUGUACAGUGGUACGCCAUUCCAAUACAGCGAAGACUGGUAUCGUUACGUCGUCUACAACAACCCAUCCUGGAGCGGGGCCAACUUCACAGUGAAAGAUGCUGCUGUGGCUCUCGCCCAGAAUCCGUACGACAUACAAACAUGGGACGGCGAUAUAUCUUCAUUCAAAAAUGGCGGCGGCAAAAUCCUGCACUACCACGGCCUCCAAGACCAGCUGAUUAGCUCCGACAACUCCAAGCUGUACUAUUCCCAUGUGUCAAACACCAUGGAACUUCCUCCAGAUAAGCUGGACGAGUUCUACCGCUUCUUCCCGAUCAGCGGUAUGGGGCAUUGCGGCGAUGGAGAUGGAGCCUAUGGUAUUGGUCAGGGCGUCGGUACUUACGCUGGAACCAACCCCGAGGACAAUGUUCUUAUGGCAAUGGUUCAGUGGGUCGAGGAGGGCAAGGCACCAGAGACUGUUCGUGGUGCUAAGUUCUCUAAUGGUCCUGGCUCUGAGGUCGAGUACAAGCGCAGGCAUUGCCGCUGGCCUCGACGCAAUGUGUUCAAGGGCCCUGGUAACUACACCGAUGAGAACGCUUGGCAUGGCGACAAUCCCGCGCACUCUCGAGUCCCGAGUUCACAGCCAACCCGUGACCUGUCCGAGCUCCCAGUCCCCUUUCCAGACCAGAUCGCAAUGGCAGACCCAACGAUGGACGAGUUUGCACAGACCCGCGGCGCCGACGACCUAUUCGACGAUGAGAUUAUCCCGAUCUCCACAGAAGAGCAGCAGGCGCAGACAGAGAUCAUUACCCCCGAGCCAGAACCAGAACCCGAGCCAGAGGAAGUACAUGUACCUGAGAAGCCAGCUCCGGAGCAGCCAAUUCCACGUGGGGAGACUCCGCAGCGGGGCCGUGGAGAACGAAGCCGGGGACGACGGGGCCGGGGCAAAGGAGGACGCGGUGCACGGGACUCGGAGCAAAAACGGUCAGAGAGUUCUCCGCGCAAAAAGAUUCCUGUCAAUGCGCCUGCUGUUGAUACGCGCGAGGCGACUCCUUUGAAGCCUGAGAAGCCUGAGAAGCCCGUUGAGCCUAAAGAGCAGACCGGUCCAGUUGAAGAGGGUAAUGGUGAAGAUUCGGCGAAUAAUGGCGCCGAUGCCCAGCGUGUUCCUGCUGUUCGUGGCGAUCGGAGUGCCACUGGUGGCCUGAGAAAGCCUAAACUCACGGAAGAGGAACUAUCCAAACGCAUUGCUGCAGCCAAGGAAAACGCCGUGAAGAAGGCUGCGGCCCAUGCUCGCGCCGAAGCCGAUCAGGCGUCGUUCAUGGAGCGCGAGCAGGAGGCGGCGAAGAAACGUCGCGAGGAACUCGCGCACCGCCGCGUUAUGGAUAGUGAACGCGAGAAAAACAGGCAGCGAAAGCUCAAGGCCCAGACGGGGCGCGAGUGGGACUCGCAGAAACGCGAGGAAGAUUAUGACCCCCGCGGUGGAGGCAGCCAAUUUAGACGCGGUAUGCAUGGCGGCGUGUCUGGCGCCGCGCGACGAGACUUUGAAGACGGCCGUUCAGAAGAUGCCGCAGAUCACUCUGGUGGUAACCGCGGCCGUGGACGUGGUGGUCGAGGUGGCCGUGACCGUGGAUCUCCGCGUGCCCCACAGGGAGACCGGCCACGCAAGGGCUUAGCUGAUAGUAUAUUUGCAACAGAGGGCCCUGCUGCGCCGGGGUUGGAUGAUAGGAGUGUAUUUCCAGCUCUGCCUGAGAAACCCAAGAAGACAGAGACUAAACCUGUGCCUACGCAGGAGACUAAGGUCAAGGCUGAGACUAAAGUCGAGCCUAAACCCGAAACUGCUCCUGCACCAUCCAAGUCACAAACAGCAAUGGACAAGUUGGACUCUACUUUUUCACCCAUCACUGGAACUUGGGCAGACCAGUUUGAGGAUGAGUGA
Molecule: messenger RNA, 2907 nt
Organism: Penicillium egyptiacum
Lineage: Eukaryota; Fungi; Ascomycota; Eurotiomycetes; Eurotiales; Aspergillaceae
Source: the annotation of a GenBank genome assembly